AUGAGGCUACUGCACGUCCCUUCACUCGAGCUAUGCGUUAUCCCAGAUGACCAAGUCCCGCCAUACGCCAUUCUAUCGCACACCUGGGCUGACGAAGAAAUCACCUUCAACGACUUGUCCCAGUUGCGGAGGCACGACGCUCGCAAGAAGAGAGGAUGGGACAAGAUACAGAAAAGCUGCGCCGUAGCAAAAUCCCUAGACUUGGACUUCAUAUGGAUUGACACAUGUUGCAUCGACAAAUCCAGCAGUGCAGAGCUUUCCGAAGCCAUCAAUUCCAUGUUCAGAUGGUAUGAAGAAGCUCGCCUGUGCCUCGCCUGUGCCUCGCCUUUUUGUCUGACUGGAACGCGGCGGCAGACACUCCGGACUCAACGACGUUUCGAUCCAGUCGCUGGUUCACACGAGGAUGGACUUUGCAGGAACCCAUUGCCCCUCGUCAAGUCAUAUUCUACGAUUCGCAUUGGGAAGAGCAAUUCACGAGAGAUUCGCUCAGGGAGCUCAUCCACGAUAUCACAGGGAUACCAAAGGAUGUGCUCAAAGCACCAAAUGACGGCGGUCCACAAUGUCGCCAGCGCCUUGAUGGGAUUUCGGUUGCGCAAGAAUGAGCUGGGCUGCGAACCGAACCGAACCACCACACGGGAAGAGGACGCUUCAUACUGUCUCCUCGGCAUCUUUGACAUCAACAUGCCGCUUCUGUACGGCGAGGGUGCCACCAAGGCAUUCAGACGCCUUCAAGACGAGAUCAUAAAGUCCACCGACGACGAGUCACUCUAUGCGUGGAGCUGUCCCAUCGAAAUAGCAGGCAAGCGUCAGUUCUGGGGGCUCCUGGCGGACAGCCCUGCUGCAUUCGGCAACUACAACGACAUGAUUCCCCGUCGAUCAAGAUAUCUCACGCGGAGUUCAAAUCGGACAGUCACUGUCUCGAACAGAGGACUGCGUUUGGAUCUUUUCGUGACGCCCUUUCCAAAAGACACAUCGCGUACUAAUUUCCUCACUUUUCUGGACUGUGAUAUGGCACGAGAGCGGUCGAGUUCGUCCCUAAGUCCUGUAAUUAUACUCCAGCGAACGGCAUGGGACAAUAACGCGGACAUGGCUCGCAUUCGGCCCGAUAUACUCGGCCUAUCCAUUAUGAACAAUGUGGUCCUCCCGGACGAAUUGGCCACGUUAUUGUGUACCGGUUCGGGAACCGGGUCGACGCUGCAGCAACCUGAGCUUGUCCAGAUCUUCAUCCCGCACAAGUAUACCGCCGCCCGCCCUCCUAGCGGCAUCGUGUUCCAUCCUGAAGUGCAUCACCCGCUGAACAAACUCUCCCUUAGCGUCCGACCCCGCUCUCCGACGUGGCAAUACUUCAUCGGCAUGAAGGGCAGUGCCGUGGAGCGCUCGUACGGAAUCAACUUUGAGCAGAAUCCCAUUCCGGCCGUGGAUGAGCUCAAAGAACCAAAAGUCCUUGACACAAUAGGAUAUAGCUGUAAAUUUGGGUUAUACAGUGUCUUGCCAGUUGUAUUUCCCAUGGCCGAAUACACUCUACUGCUGCACAGGAGUUUUGCUGCUUGGUAG
Messenger RNA from Metarhizium acridum CQMa 102, 1554 nucleotides. RefSeq lists its product as uncharacterized. The record is from RefSeq and is a predicted model, not a curated record. Lineage: Eukaryota; Fungi; Ascomycota; Sordariomycetes; Hypocreales; Clavicipitaceae.